Glycine soja is the source of this 3430-nucleotide messenger RNA. RefSeq names its product MDIS1-interacting receptor like kinase 2-like. The transcript is spliced from 2 exons. Gene Ontology annotation, molecular function: protein kinase activity; protein binding; ATP binding. The record is from RefSeq and is a predicted model, not a curated record. Gene Ontology annotation, biological process: protein phosphorylation. The coding region runs from base 116 to 3202 and encodes 1028 amino acids. Lineage: Eukaryota; Viridiplantae; Streptophyta; Magnoliopsida; Fabales; Fabaceae.
CUAUUUAAUUGCAUAACUAGCUCAGAGUGUCCAACAUCUUGUACUAUACGACUAUACCACAAUCACAUGUGCUUCACCAAAAAAUAAAACAUAUUCAUCACCCUGUAACUCAAACAUGGUGUUCAUUAAGCUUUCAUUAAUUCGUCUAAUUCUCUGCUCACUCUUAAGCCUCCAUUACUCCCAUCUUUUCACAUUUUCUUCUUUUGCCUUUGCUGCCAUCACUGCUAAUGAAGUUGCAGAAAACCAAGAGAUGGAAGCAAGUGAAAGUGCUCUACUUGAGUGGAGAGAGAGUCUUGACAACCAAAGCCAAGCUUCUCUGUCUUCAUGGACCAGUGGUGUCAGUCCUUGCAGGUGGAAAGGAAUCGUUUGUGACGAAUCCAUCUCUGUGACCGCUAUAAAUGUUACAAAUCUUGGGCUACAAGGUACUCUUCACACUCUCAACUUCUCAUCCUUUCCCAAGCUGCUAACUCUGGAUAUUAGUCACAACAGUUUUAGUGGAACUAUUCCUCAGCAAAUUGCUAACUUGUCCAGUGUUUCUCAAUUGAUAAUGAGUGCUAAUAAUUUUAGUGGUCCAAUCCCCAUUUCCAUGAUGAAGUUGGCUAGCUUGUCAAUUCUAAACUUGGAAUACAAUAAACUUUCUGGCUCUAUUCCUGAGGAGAUUGGAGAAUUGCAGAACUUGAAGAGUCUAAUACUUCAAUGGAAUCAACUUUCUGGUACCAUUCCUCCAACAAUUGGAAGGUUGUCCAACCUUGUUAGAGUUGACUUAACAGAGAACUCAAUCUCUGGUACAAUCCCCACUUCAAUUACAAACUUGACAAAUUUAGAACUCCUUCAGUUCUCAAACAAUAGACUUUCUGGCUCCAUUCCAUCCUCCAUAGGAGACUUGGUCAAUUUGACUGUUUUUGAAAUCGAUGAUAAUAGAAUUUCAGGUUCAAUUCCUUCCAAUAUUGGAAACUUGACAAAGCUGGUCAGUAUGGUCAUUGCCAUUAACAUGAUUUCUGGAUCAAUUCCUACCUCCAUCGGAAACUUGGUCAAUCUACAGUUCUUUGUCCUUUAUGAGAACAAUAUCUCCGGAGUUAUUCCUUCCACCUUUGGAAAUUUGACAAACCUCGAGGUUUUCAGUGUCUUUAAUAACAAACUUGAAGGCAGAUUAACACCAGCAUUGAAUAACAUUACCAAUUUAAAUAUCUUUCGACCAGCCAUCAAUAGUUUCACUGGCCCCUUGCCACAACAAAUUUGCCUUGGUGGGCUACUUGAAAGUUUUACUGCUGAAAGUAAUUAUUUCACGGGUCCAGUUCCAAAAAGCCUGAAAAAUUGUUCCCGUCUUUACAGACUCAAACUAAAUGAAAACCAGUUGACCGGAAAUAUAUCAGAUGUUUUUGGUGUAUAUCCAGAGUUGGACUACGUUGAUCUGAGUAGCAAUAACUUUUAUGGCCACAUUUCACCAAACUGGGCAAAGUGUCCUAAUCUCACAAGCCUUAAGAUGUCCAACAACAAUUUAUCUGGUGGUAUACCCCCAGAACUCGGCCAGGCACCCAACUUACGAGUACUAGUCUUGUCUUCAAAUCAUCUAACAGGAAAAUUUCCAAAAGAACUUGGGAACUUGACCGCUUUGUUGGAGUUAUCAAUAGGCGACAAUGAACUUUCUGGCAACAUUCCUGCCGAAAUAGCAGCCUGGUCCGGCAUUACACGUCUCGAGCUUGCAGCAAAUAAUUUAGGUGGCCCGGUUCCAAAACAGGUGGGAGAGUUGCGCAAGUUACUUUACUUGAACUUGAGCAAGAAUGAAUUCACAGAAAGCAUUCCAUCAGAAUUUAGCCAAUUGCAAUCUCUUCAAGAUCUCGAUCUUAGUUGUAAUUUGCUAAAUGGAGAAAUACCAGCAGCACUUGCGAGUAUGCAAAGAUUGGAAACACUAAACCUCUCACACAACAAUCUCUCAGGAGCCAUUCCUGAUUUUCAGAAUAGCUUGUUAAAUGUUGACAUAUCUAACAACCAAUUGGAGGGCUCAAUUCCUAGCAUUCCAGCCUUUCUUAAUGCUUCAUUUGAUGCAUUGAAAAAUAAUAAAGGCCUGUGUGGAAAAGCCUCCAGUUUGGUGCCUUGCCACACCCCACCUCAUGAUAAAAUGAAAAGAAAUGUCAUCAUGCUGGCAUUACUCCUUUCUUUCGGCGCUCUAUUUCUAUUAUUAUUGGUGGUUGGAAUUUCUUUAUGUAUUUACUACCGAAGAGCAACAAAGGCCAAAAAGGAGGAGGAUAAAGAAGAAAAAAGUCAGGAUCAUUAUUCCCUUUGGAUUUAUGAUGGAAAAAUAGAGUAUAAAGAUAUCAUUGAAGCCACAGAGGGGUUUGAUGACAAAUAUCUCGUUGGAGAAGGAGGAACUGCAUCUGUUUAUAAGGCAAAAUUACCCGCAGGACAGAUUGUUGCUGUGAAAAAACUUCAUGCUGCACCCAACGAGGAAACACCCGAUUCAAAAGCUUUUUCAACUGAGGUUAAAGCCUUGGCCGAAAUCAAGCACCGUAACAUUGUGAAGUCACUAGGAUAUUGUUUACAUCCACGUUUUUCCUUUUUGAUUUAUGAGUUCCUAGAGGGUGGUAGCUUGGAUAAAGUACUAACCGAUGAUACGCGUGCAACAAUGUUUGAUUGGGAAAGGAGGGUGAAGGUUGUUAAAGGUGUGGCAAGUGCUUUGUACCAUAUGCAUCAUGGUUGCUUUCCUCCUAUUGUUCACCGUGACAUAUCAAGUAAGAAUGUUCUUAUAGAUUUGGAUUAUGAAGCCCACAUCUCUGACUUCGGAACAGCUAAAAUUCUGAAUCCUGAUUCACAAAAUAUAACCGCGUUUGCAGGCACAUAUGGGUAUUCUGCACCAGAGCUUGCUUAUACUAUGGAAGUGAAUGAGAAAUGUGAUGUCUUCAGUUUUGGAGUGCUUUGUUUGGAAAUAAUAAUGGGAAAGCAUCCAGGGGAUCUCAUUUCUUCAUUGUUUUCAUCAUCUGCGUCUAAUUUGCUAUUAAUGGAUGUGUUGGACCAGCGACUACCUCAUCCAGUGAAGCCAAUUGUUGAACAAGUGAUCUUGAUUGCAAAAUUAACAUUUGCUUGCUUAAGUGAGAAUCCACGCUUUCGCCCAAGUAUGGAACAAGUGCAUAACGAGUUUGUGAUGCCAAAAUCAUCUUCUUUGGAUCCACUCCCCAUGAUCACACUUGGUCAACUAUCUAAAUAAUCGAAACUUGUUUUCUGGUGUGUUAUGUGUUUUUUAGUUUUUUGGUGUACAGUGUGAUUAAGCCUUUUGGGAUAUUAAUGUUUUUCUCUUGCAUAUUCUGCAUGUUUCUAAUUGAGUGGAGUGCUUUGUAUGUUCUGUUCCGUUAAAGACUUGGAAAAUAAUUGUAAGUUGUCUUAUGUCUUUUGUAAGAUCAAAUAAAUAAAGUGUGAUUUUGAAGGGAGACAGUCA